AUGUUUCCGGGGCCAAGCACAAUUCCGACGAACUUCAGCAGCAGCCAUAUAAACUCCGCCGAGGCGCUGCAGCAGUUCCAGCGGGACUUUUGGAAGGCACAUAUGGCGAGCAUCGAAGAUAACGUGCCGGACUUUAAGACCCAUUUAUUGCCAUUGGCAAGGAUCAAGAAGGUGAUGAAGAGUGAUCCGGACGUUAAAGUGCAGAUGAUUAGUGCGGAGGCGCCGAUUCUGUUUUCCAAGGCGUGUGAGAUAUUCAUUACGGAGAUUUCGCAGCGCGCGUGGAUGAAUGCUGAGGAGAAUAAGAGGCGGACUUUGCAGAGACAGGAUGUUUCGUUUGCGGCGCAGAGGAGUGAAAUGUUUGACUUUUUGAUUGAUGUUGUGCCGAGAGAGGAGUUUUCG
This is a messenger RNA of Kickxella alabastrina, 399 nucleotides long. RefSeq names its product histone-fold-containing protein. Gene Ontology annotation, molecular function: protein heterodimerization activity; DNA binding; DNA-binding transcription activator activity, RNA polymerase II-specific. Gene Ontology annotation, cellular component: CCAAT-binding factor complex; nucleus. Lineage: Eukaryota; Fungi; Kickxellomycota; Kickxellomycetes; Kickxellales; Kickxellaceae. The annotation marks the transcript as partial. The record is from RefSeq and is a predicted model, not a curated record. Gene Ontology annotation, biological process: regulation of DNA-templated transcription. The transcript has a single exon.